Molecule: messenger RNA, 1773 nt
Organism: Wallemia ichthyophaga EXF-994
Lineage: Eukaryota; Fungi; Basidiomycota; Wallemiomycetes; Wallemiales; Wallemiaceae
Product: GTP-binding protein 1
Exons: 3
Coding region: 1-1773 (590 amino acids)
Biological process (GO): translational elongation
Molecular function (GO): GTPase activity; GTP binding; translation elongation factor activity
Source: RefSeq, a predicted model, not a curated record
AUGGCACAGUUGACAGACUUUAGGCGAGAAAUCGACAGCAUCCACGAGCAAGCUAUCAAGGCACAGCGUGAAGCUGGCCACGUGAAGUGGAUCGAGGCAGGAAAGCAGCAAGCAAAAGCAGCGAAAUCCCAUAAGACACCGGACGCAGAAUUCGACAAACUCAGUUUGGAUAAGGAGGAUAGUGGCGAUUCAGUGGAUAUCAACGCAAACAACGCCGUUGAAUUACUCUUAUCUACAGAUCCUCCUAUAGACAGCAUGGGGAGGUAUGUAGAAGAUUGUAUAAGACUAUCACGCGGGGAAUGCGUCGCCUGUAUUGGCAAUAAGGACGACGAUGUAUUCAUCUCAGGCACCCUCUCCUUCGAGCAGACGCUAGCUAUUCUCAAACAGCUCAAAAAAGCUUGCAAAUCCGUCGAUUGCGGUCUCGGUGUCCUCUAUCAGCGUGUCUCAGACGAUGAACAAGAGGCAGUGAUUAAAAUCAUCCUGCGUAGACUACCAAGCUCGCCUGAACUAUUUCAAGAAGUUAGGUUGGCAGUUUGCGGGAAUGUUGACGCCGGUAAAUCAACACUGCUCGGCAUUCUCUCCAGAGGUGGUCUCGACGAUGGUAGAGGCAAGAUGCGUGUCAAUCUGUUUCGUCAUAAGCAUGAAAUUGACAGCGGCAGAACUAGUUCAGUUGGUUUGGAGAUAAUGGGAUUCGAUCAUGAGGGCAAUGAAGUCCAGUCGUAUUCACAGAAGCACAGUUGGGAUGAAGUGUGCAAGAAAAGUAGCAAAAUUGUUUCAUUUAUAGAUUUAGCGGGUCAUGAGAGGUACUUGAAGACGACGAUAUUCGGUAUGACUGGUACACAGCCUGACUACGCAGCACUCAUCGUGGGUGCAAACGCAGGUCUUGUCGGUAUGUCAAAGGAGCACUUGGCAAUUUCACUCGCUCUAGAUGUCCCAGUCUUCAUUUGCGUGACCAAGAUCGACAUGGCGCCGCAAAAUGUACUAGAACAAACACUAAAGCAACUGUCAAAGAUACUCAAGAGUCCAGGAUGUCGAAAAACACCAGUUUUCAUACGUUCAAAGGAGGAAGCAGCGGAUAUAUCAACUAGAUUCGUUAGUGAGAGGAUUGCACCAAUAUUCUUAAUUUCUAGUGUGACAGGCAGUGGAAUACCACAAUUAAAGACAUUCCUCAAUGUUAUUCCGCCUGCAUCAACAGGGCCCGAUUUGAUUGAGCAACCAUUAGAGUUCAUGAUCAAUGACGUCUACUCAGUUCCAUAUGCUGGAACGGUUGUGAAUGGUAUUGUCAACGCAGGAAGCAUCCGCCCGAAUGAUACGGUUAUGGUUGGACCAGACAGUCUCGGCAACUUUAUAACAACUGCUGUGAAAUCAAUGCAGCGGAAGAGGGCGAAUGUGAAUGUGGCAGAAGCUGGACAGUCAGUGUCACUAGCGUUGAAGCGUGUUAGAAGGAAUAACGUGCGAAAGGGACAGGUAGUGAUUGCAAAGACAGAACCACCACCUAAAGCGUCGUGGAGGUUUGUUGGAAACAUACUAAUACUCUACCACUCAACCACAAUCAAACAAUCGUAUCAGGCGAUGGCCCACAUUGGUUCGGUUCGACAGACCGUCAAAGUUGUUGGACUGGAUAGUGGAAAUGGAUUGCUGAGAACGGGUGAUAGAGCAUCAGUAGUGUUUGAAUUUAUCAAGGGGCCUGAGUACAUCAAGGAGGGAAUGCAGUUGCUGUUUAGAGAGGGACGAACGAAAGGGUUGGGUGUUAUAUCUAAAGUGAUUGAUUAA